UUGCCCUAUUUUAAUUCUUUUCCGCAAACCUUAUCUCCCGAACCUAACCGAACCUGUACGAAGCAGGUUCCAAAUACCAGAAAGAAGACAUCGAACUGGAAGGUCCAAUUAGCUUCUCGGGUUCAUUUCCAGGCCCAAUCUCGCUUUCUCUCCGCAAUUUUUAUUGUAGGUGAAGCAGGAAGAUACACAUCAAAAUCAAGAUGCUUAGUGUUGAAGAAGAUAAAGUGGCUGCGACCCCUGAUGUGAAAAAUGCUCCUGUCACUACUGAUUUUGAUCCUAGCAAUGAUCUGGCUAAUUUGAAAAAUCAAUCUGACCAUAAUGUAGAAAAUUCUGAGUCUCAGCCUGACAAGGAUCUCUCCAGUUCCAAAGCAGAAGUACUCCCUGAAUCUGAAACCCAAGCUUCUAGUGGUGAUGCAAAUGAAGGGACAUUGCCCAAAUAUGAAUUGGACAACGCAGAAGAACCUACUAACAGUGAGUCACUGGGUAACAACCAAUCAAGCAAUGAUGAGGGCCCACACAGCAAUCAGCAUGUUGAGUCUGAAGCACCCCUCAACAAUCCAUCAGCAAGCUCUGAAGCUCCAGCUGAUGAUAAUGUUGUUAGUUCUGAAGCUACCCUUGAGCAGAAGCCUGCGUCUGAGGCACCACCAAGCAACCAGCUGCUCAAUUCUGAGACACUUCCAAAUAAUGGUGUGCUACAUUCUGAACAUCAGUCUAGUGAUGAUGUGGUUGUAUCUGAAACGCAGCAAAGCUAUGAGGUGGUUUUAUCUGAAACGCAGCAAAGCCACGAGGUGGUUUUAUCUGAAACACGACAAAGUAAUGAGGCAGUUUUAUCUGAAACACAUCAAAGCAAUGAGGCAGUUUUUACUGAAGCACAGCAAAGCAAUGAGGCAGUUUUAUCUGAGACACAGCAAAGUGAUGAGGUGAUUUUGCCUGAAACACAGCAAAGCAAUGAGGCGGUUUUAUCUGAAACACAGCAAAGCGAUGGGGCAGUUUUAUCUGAAACACAACAAAGUGAUGAGUUGAUUACAUAUGAAACUCAUCCCAACAAUGAUGUAGUCAUGUCAGAUGCACAGCCCAACAGCGAGCCAAACAUGUCUGACACACAGCCCAGCAGUGAGACAGUUACGCGUGAGACACAGCCCAGCAAUGAAGCUGUCAUAUAUGAAGCACAGCACAUCAAUGAUGUGGUCAUGUCUGAAGCUCUGCCCGAAAAUGAGUUGGUGAAUUCUGCAGCUGAUCCCAACAAUCAGCUCUCUCAUCCUGGAUCUCUUUCUCAGAAUCACCAAUUUACUAAUUUACACAUGAUUCCUGAAGAUCAGCUGCCUCAACCUGAAUCGCUGCCCAACUCUGAUCCACUGCCGAGUUCUGAACCAAUGCAAGACAUUCAUCUCACAGACAUUAAACCGUUACCUCAUAAUCAUCUGGCCCAGUAUGAUACACUUCCCAGCAAUCAUCAUAUGGACCAUUCUGAGGCAGUUUCCAACCAUCAACUAACUGACUCUGAGACACUGUCCCAUGAACAGCUAGCCAAUUCUCAUUUGUUGCCUCACUAUGGGCUGCAAACUAGUGAAACACUACACGAUCAUCCGAUAGUUAAUUCUCGACCACACUAUGAGAUAGUCAAUGCUAGCAACAUACCCAGCUAUGAGAUAAUAAAUGCUGAAACUCCAUUGAACAGUGAGGAACCUACUCCAGAAACUCAGCCAAGCAAGAGGAGGAAAAAGAAGUCUAUAGUCUGGGAACACUUCACCAUAGAAACAGUCAGUCCUGGAUGUAGAAGAGCAUGCUGCAUGCAAUGCAAGCAAAGUUUUGCCUACAGCACUGGUUCAAAAGUCGCUGGUACUAGCCACCUUAAACGCCACAUUGCUAAGGGGACAUGCCCAGCUCUUCUACGCGGCCAAGAUCAGAAUCAGUUCAGCUCAUAUACUCCACGUUCAAGGGGAAGUGAUGCUGCUGGCAAUGCUAGCAGUGCACCUAAGCGACGUUAUAGAUCCCCUAAUACUCCUUACAUAAUUUUUGAUCAAGAUCGUUGCCGCCAUGAGAUUGCUAGAAUGAUCAUUAUGCAUGAUUACCCCCUUCACAUGGUUGAGCAUCCGGGAUUUGUUGCAUUUGUCCAAAAUCUGCAGCCCCGGUUCAAUAUGGUGACAUUUAACACAAUUCAAGGAGAUUGUGUUGCAACUUACCUGAUGGAAAAGCAAUGCGUUAUGAAGUAUUUUGACGGAUUACCUGGACGUGUGUGUCUCACACUGGAUGUUUGGACCUCAAGCCAAUCUGUGGGUUAUGUGUUUAUUACUGGACAUUUUGUCGAUAGUGAUUGGAAGUUGCAGAGGAGAAUUCUCAAUGUUGUGAUGGAGCCAUACCCUAAUUCUGACUCCGCUCUCAGCCAUGCUGUAGCUGUUUGCAUUUCUGAUUGGAAUUUUGAGGGCAAGCUGUUUUCUAUCACUUGUGGUCCGUCACUGAGUGAAGUUGCCCUUGGGAAUCUCAGACCGUUACUCUUUGUGAAGAAUCCACUUAUCCUCAAUGGUCAGUUGCUAAUUGGAAAUUGCAUUGCGCAAACCUUAAGCAGUGUUGCAAAUGAUUUGUUGAGCUCGGUGCAUCUCACAGUAAAAAAAAUCCGGGAUAGUGUAAAAUAUGUGAAGACUUCAGAGUCACAUGAGGAAAAAUUCCUGGAUCUCAAGCAGCAACUUCAGGUCCCUAGUGAAAGGAACCUUUUUAUUGACGACCAAACCAAGUGGAAUACAACAUAUCAGAUGCUGGUGGCAGCUUCUGAACUACAGGAAGUGUUUUCUUGUUUGGACACUUCUGAUCCUGAUUACAAGGGUGCCCCAUCUAUGCAGGAUUGGAAGCUGGUUGAGACCCUCUGCACAUACUUGAAGCCCCUUUUUGAUGCAGCAAACAUUCUUACCACAGCAACUCAUCCCACUGUUAUUACCUUCUUCCAUGAAGUUUGGAAAUUGCAGUUGGAUCUGUCUCGUGCUGUUGUGAGUGAGGAUCCUUUCAUCAGCAACCUUACUAAACCCAUGCAACAAAAGAUUGAUAAGUACUGGAAAGAUUGCAGUUUGGUUUUGGCUAUUGCAGUAGUUAUGGAUCCUCGUUUCAAGAUGAAGCUUGUUGAGUUUAGUUUCACUAAAAUCUAUGGCGAGGAUGCCCAUGAAUAUGUUAAGAUUGUUGAUGAUGGAAUUCAUGAGCUGUUUCACGAGUAUGUAGCCCUUCCCCUGCCACUAACCCCGGCUUAUGCAGAAGAAGGAAAUGCUGGAAGUCACCCGAGGGCUGGGGAAUCUCCAGGAGGAACUCUGAUGCCAGAUAAUGGACUAACAGAUUUUGAUGUCUACAUCAUGGAAACAUCCAGCCAUCAAAUGAAGUCUGAACUGGACCAGUAUCUGGAAGAAUCACUGUUGCCACGUGUUCCGGACUUUGAUGUAUUGGGUUGGUGGAAGCUAAACAAACUCAAGUACCCUACUCUUUCCAAGAUGGCUCGGGAUAUAUUGUCUGUUCCGGUUUCAAGUGUUCCUCCUGAAUCUGUCUUUGAUACAAAAGUCAAAGAGAUGGAUCAGUAUAGAAGUUCCUUGCGGCCAGAGACAGUAGAGGCCAUUGUAUGUGCAAAAGACUGGAUGCAGUAUGGAGCAGCCGAAGCUUCCAAUGCGAUCGUGAAAAUGGAGUUCUAGAUUUUAUUCAUGUAAUUUUUGUUUAGGAGAGGGUGGGAAAGCCCACGGGAAGGGUAUGUGAAAGAAAGACCACAGCAUGCAUUGCGAUAUUUUAUAAACCUGCAAGUUCUCUGUUAGGUUGUUGUACUCUUUAUGUAUGAUGGUAGGUGCUUGUAUUUUACUUGUAUUUCUUAGUUCUCUGUUAGAGCAUCUUGGUGAUAUUUAAUGUGUAGAGUUGGACCUGAAUGCCUUAAUUCUAGUUUACUUUUCUAGAUUAGAUGCUAGAACAGAUCUCCCCUCCUUAAGGUGAUUCGUCCAUGUGAUAAUUUAUGUCCUCAAUAUUCAAUCACCAAAGAAUCCACGUAA
This is a messenger RNA of Glycine soja, 4010 nucleotides long. Its product is annotated as zinc finger BED domain-containing protein DAYSLEEPER-like. NCBI's taxonomy places the organism in Eukaryota, Viridiplantae, Streptophyta, Magnoliopsida, Fabales, Fabaceae. Gene Ontology annotation, molecular function: protein dimerization activity; DNA binding. The transcript has 2 exons. Bases 201 to 3665 code for a protein of 1154 amino acids. The record is from RefSeq and is a predicted model, not a curated record.